Messenger RNA from Rubroshorea leprosula, 2183 nucleotides. The record is from the annotation of a GenBank genome assembly. NCBI's taxonomy places the organism in Eukaryota, Viridiplantae, Streptophyta, Magnoliopsida, Malvales, Dipterocarpaceae.
ACAACGGAAAAAUCCCAAAAUCUAAGUGUACGUCUCUUCCUUCCAUUUGAGGGAAGCCUGUCUAUUGCGCCACUGAAGACUUCCGCAAGAUCGCACCUUUGAACUCCAUUCUUUAUUUCUAGCUUUAAUUUAAGCUUCCCUCUUCCUGCGGACGAUCCGAGUGAGAAAAUAUCUGGUUUUAGGCUGACUCUUCAGAAAUGAUGGAAGCUGGAAGUAGCAAUACUAAAGGCAGUGAUGCGGCAGAGCUGGUUCAAGUCAUCACUGAUGUACCAGAACCACCGCCAUCAGUCAAUACUGACAGCGGGUAUGCUAUUGACGUUAAGGUCAUUCUAGACUCCAAGGAGGAUAUAUGUGAAAAUAAAGAAUUGUCGUCUUUGGUGAAGGAAUGCUUAGAGAACCGCAGACAGAUAUUAGCGGUUUUUGAAGACCUUCAGAUUUGCUUGAAACGUGCUCGAAAGAAGCAAAAGAUUGUUCAGCGUGCAGUUCAAAAGUUCGAGAAAGAAGUACUGGAUGGGGGAGAAGAAAGGAAUUUCGGGAAGACAUUGGACGAACCAAACAAAUUUACAGCUGCUGAGAAGCCAUUUGAGGGGGACUUCUCUGGACGGUUUUCGUCUGUGCGUGACAAGCGGGUCUCGUUGUUAGAGAAAUUGCUACAGCAAAAGGAGGUGGUGGAUAAGAAUUUGAAAUCAGUGAAAACAUGGAGGAAGGUGUCUAAUAUCUUGUUUGUUACCCUGUUUGUCUCUACAGCGGUUUUCUCGGUGGUAGCUGCUGCCAUUGCAUCAUCACCUGUAGUAACAUCUGUAGCAAGUACCUUGGUAGUUUCUGUUGCUUCACUCGGAAAAUGGUGUAGCUGGCUUUUGAAUCGUUAUGAGAAAAAAUUGGAAUGGCAGAAGGAGUUGCUUACAAUGGAGAGUGUUACUGGUGACCUUACAAUUAAGGGCACAGAGAAGAUACGGGUACUUUUGAAUGAUGCUAAUUCUGCACUUGGAGGACAACAGCCAGUGGAGGGUGUUAUUGAUGAGAGAAGAAAGAAAUUGGAAGAGUUCAAGAAAACCAUUAAGGAAUUGGGUAAAGAAGCUGCAAAGUGCCACCAGGGAAUACAGAAGGCAACAACAUUGAUUUUGGAGAAGAUUACAAACCCUAGCCCUCAAUUUUUCUUGCUUCCUUUUGCUUUGCCGCCAGCCACUCUCCCAAAAGCUCCCAAAAUCUUUUGAUUUAUCUCUAAAUCCAUUCAAAGUUUGGAUAGAUCACAACAACACAAGAAGAGAUUUUCGGAUUUGAAGUCCUUAUCAAGAGUCGCAGAAGAUUUUUGAAGUCGAUUCAAAUUGGGAGUCCUGAUAUUUUAAAGGUAUGAAUCUAGCCUUAAAAGAGGGAAGAUGUGCAAAGAACUAGAUUAGUUUUAGAAUUUCAAAUUCUAAUAGGGCUAGAUUAUUCUCUGUAAUUUUAGGGAUUGAGAUAAGAAUUUAGCAUUAGAAAAGGGUUUGGGUUCUCCCUGUUUCUGUAUAAAAGGGGAAGCUUCGGCUUUGAGAGGGGAGGUCGAAAAUUGGGGGAAAAAUUGAGGGAGAAGGGGAGAAAAUUGGUGAAGCUCAAAAGGAAUAUUGGAGAGAUCGAGAGGGAGAAAGAGAGCAAAGAAGAAAGGCAAAUCAGAAACUUGUACUUGGGGUUCAAGAAAUAAAGUCUUGAUUUUCCUAUUUUUCUGCAGGUGUGCAUCAUUCUUAAUUUGUUCUUCUGCGAUUCCUUUUUGUUAUACUCUGUUCUUUCUUCCUCUCUUUGGAGAUUGGUAGUUGCUUGAUUUCCCUUUCAAAUUGUUUAUUUCCAUGUUUUGCCUGAAAUUAAUCUUGAAUAAAAAAAAUAUAUCUUGGAAUAUUAAUUGUUGGGAAUUCUACCAGUAAGGCAGAAUCUUGUUGGGAGAAGUCAGUUUGUUUGUUUUUGUUUACCCAUAAAGGAUUUAUUUUUCGGAGAUAUUAUCAUUACUUUAAGAGAUGCAUCAGGUAAAAAAAAAAAAGAAAGAACAAAAAUGAGCUUUCUUAAUGGCUGGGUUUUAAAAAAAAAUAGAAAGAAAAGCAAGCAGAGACGAAAAGAGAGUAGGGGAGGAAACAGUGCAGAAAAAGGAAAACAAAAAAAGGCAACCGAGAAAAAAAUUUAAAAAAAAAGGAAAAGAAAAAGAAAUGAUGACGGUUUCU